Meriones unguiculatus (Mongolian gerbil) is the source of this 2380-nucleotide messenger RNA. RefSeq names its product zinc finger protein 317 (gene Znf317). NCBI's taxonomy places the organism in Eukaryota, Metazoa, Chordata, Mammalia, Rodentia, Muridae. The transcript has 7 exons. The coding region runs from base 432 to 2228 and encodes 598 amino acids. Gene Ontology annotation, biological process: regulation of DNA-templated transcription. The record is from RefSeq and is a predicted model, not a curated record.
AAAUGCACACCGUGAAGGUUCUAAGUGGCCAGUGAAACUCCGCGAGAUUUCGUAGCCAGGGGUGACAUAGAAGCCAUUUCUCUGAGGGAACGGUUCUCGUAGGACACACUCGCGGAAGCGUGGUGAAGGGUUUCUCCCGUGUUCUGGCAGGACCCUGGAGCUCCCCCAAGCCUUCGGGACGUUUGCGUGCACUUUCUUGUUCUUCCGCCCUCGCUGCGGAGACUUCCGGUUCCUGGAUUCCACCCUCAGCCCGGUUGAUGAUGGCCCAUAAUCAGACAGCUUAUGGGGCGAGGAAAUGCCAAGAAACAAAAUUCAGUUUUACUGAGUAAGAGAGAGAGCCUUUGAGGACCCCUGUGGCAGUUGUCAGCUUGGAAAAGCAGUGCCUCUUCAAGUAGUCUACAUUCCACUAAGUUUGCCCGUGCCCCCACAGGAUGGCCACCCUCGGUCUGUCUCCCAUGUUUGCUAUGUCCUUUGAGGACUCUACAGAUAACCAGGUCUCAGAAUUUCCUCUUCCACCAAAAUACCAUUCCAGUCAGCAGGAUUUGGGUUUGUCGGCUUGCCAUGCUCCAGAGCCUGAUACACCAACUCGUGUUUCUUCUCAGAAUUCUGUGACAUUCCAAGAUAUUGCUGUGGACUUCACUGAGAAAGAGUGGCCCCUGCUAGAUUCUUCCCAGAGAAAACUGUACAAAGAUGUAAUGCUGGAGAAUUAUAGCAAUCUGACUUCGCUGGGGUAUCAGGCUGGCAAACCCAGCCUCAUCUCACACCUGGAGCAAGAAGAGGAGCUAAGGAUGGAGGAGAGGGGCAUGCAGCAGGAUACUUCCCCAGAUUGGGGAACUACAUCUAAAAUCAAGUGGUCCAUUCUUAUGAAAGAUAUUUUUGGGGAGGAAGCUUCUGAUAGUGUUUCACUGGAAAAGUCUCAUCUUUUGGAGAAAUCUUCUGAAUUCACCCAUUUGUUUGAAGUCUUCAGUAUCAGCCCUCAUCUUACGCAGCCAAUAGGAAGGCCCCCAAGCAAAAGGCCCCAUCGCCACCACAGCUGUGGAGCUGCUUUCAAGAAUAGGAAUCACCUGACUCAGCACAUCCGCAUCUACGAUGGGAGAAAAAUGCAUGAAUGUCACCAGUGCCAGAAAGCCUUCACUACCAGUGCUUCUCUCACGAGGCACCAUAGGAUUCACACUGGGGAGAAGCCUUAUGAGUGCAGUAACUGUAGAAAAGCCUUCAAUGACCCCUCAGCUCUAAGGAGCCACACGAGAACUCACCUGAAAGAGAAGCCCUUUGACUGUAGUCAGUGUGGCAAUGCCUUCCGGACCCUCUCAGCUCUGAAGAUACACAUGCGAGUUCACACUGGGGAAAGACCCUACAAAUGUGAUGAGUGUGGCAAAGCCUAUGGCAGGAGCUGCCACCUCAUUGCCCACAAGCGGACACACACUGGAGAAAGGCCUUAUGAGUGUCAGGACUGUGGAAAAGCCUUCCAGCACCCCUCCCACCUGAAGGAGCAUGUCCGGAACCAUACGGGGGAGAAGCCUUAUGAGUGUACACAGUGUGGCAAAGCCUUCCGCUGGAAGUCCAACUUCAAUUUGCAUAAGAAGAACCACAUGGUGGAGAAAACCUAUGAGUGCAAAGAAUGUGGGAAGUCCUUCCGUGACCUUCCAUCAAGGAGGAAACACAUGAGGAUUCAUAUUGUAAAGAAAGCAGCUGAGUGUCGCGAGUGUGGGAAAACCUUCCGAAACCAAUCCAUCCUGAAGACACACAUGAACUCUCACACUGGGGAGAAACCCUAUGGCUGUGAUUUCUGUGGAAAAGCCUUCAGUGCAAGCUCCAACCUCACUGCACACAGGAAAAUACACACUCAGGAGAGACGCUAUGAAUGCACUGCCUGUGGGAAGGUCUUUGGUGAUUACCUGUCACGAAGGAGGCACAUGAGCACCCAUCUUGUCAAGAAGCGUGUGGAGUGUCGGCAGUGUGGAAAAGCCUUCAGGAACCAGUCUACCCUGAAGACGCACAUGAGAAGCCACACAGGGGAGAAGCCAUACGAGUGUGACCAUUGUGGAAAAGCCUUCAGCAUAGGAUCCAACCUUACUGUACACCUGAGGAUCCACACCGGGGAAAAGCCUUAUGAAUGUCUUGUUUGUGGAAAAACCUUCAGUGACCAUUCGUCCCUAAGGAGUCAUGUGAAAACCCACCGAGGGGAGAAACUCUUUACACCAUCUGUGUGGAAAAGGCUUCAGUGAGUGCUCAGAUGCAAAGGAAACCUGGCAGGCAUUAAAAGUUACAAAUCUUUCACUGUCUCUCCACAUCCAGAACAUAAAAGAUCACAUGGAACUUGGGAGAAAUCCAGUUUGUGGAAAGAUCAAGAAGACUUGAGUACUUGGGGUCUCUGAGA